CUCUAUGCAGAGCAACACAGCUCCGGUGGAGGAACGCUGGAGGCAGCUGUCAAGCGCAGGCUGCUGCUCCUGCUGCUCUAGUUGAGCCUCGGCGCCGUACCGACUGAUUUCACAUUCACCAAUAAGAGACAGCACAGGAGCGAGAGAGAGAGAGAGAGAGAGAGGAACGGAGGGAGGGAGGGAGAGUCUCAAAGUGAGUGGUGUGGAGAGGCAAGUGGAGUGGAAGAGUGUCAAAAGAAAAAAGAGGUUACAACACCUCCUCAGCUCUCUUUCCCUUCUCCUGUCUGCUUUUCCUUCUUUCUCGUGUUGGCUCAGAAGAGGAGGAAGAGGAGGAAGAAGGGGGCUUAAAAAAUAUCUGAAGAAAAAAAGGUGCUUUUAGUGAAAGAAGAAGAAGAAGAGGAGGCGGAGGUGAGCCUCAAGUCGAGCCGCACUGAAGAGUUGAGAAGAGCUUUCCUCCGUGGACCAAGGACGAGUAGAGCUCUAAGUCCAAACACCUGGACCCCCCUCCCCUCCCCGUGACUCCCACACUGGCUGGACUGGUCCCGGUGCUCGGUCCCACUCUCCUGCCCUCGCCUGCCCACACCUGUCCCGCUCCAAACAUGAUGAUGUACUUUUGGGGUAACCAAGAGGCCACCAACCCUCCUGAAGCGAUGGCCCAGCCCUACACCCCAGCUCAGUACCCGCCUCCCCCACAGAAUGGCAUCCCUGCAGAGUUUGCGGCACCGCACCCGCUCCCGACACAGGACUACACCGGGCAGAGCCGGGUGCCCGAGCACGCCAUGACCCUGUACACGCCCACACAGACGCACAGCGAGCCGGCCGGCACUGACAACAGCACGCCCACCAUCACCGCCACCACGACCGCACCGGUCAGUGCCCUCCAUCACCUGCAAACACUGUUCUCAACAUGCAGUCAGCAAACAGAUGACGUGACGCAAACAGAGGGUUCUCAGCAGCUCCAGCUCCAGCACUCAGACUCCUCAGAGAAGCAGCAGCCAAAAAGGUUACACGUCUCCAACAUUCCUUUCCGCUUCCGGGACCCAGAUUUGAGGCAAAUGUUUGGGCAAUUUGGAAAGAUUUUAGAUGUGGAGAUUAUCUUUAAUGAGCGAGGAUCCAAGGGCUUUGGGUUUGUAACUUUUGAAACAAGCACAGACGCUGAUCGUGCACGGGAGAAACUAAAUGGUACAAUCGUAGAGGGACGCAAAAUCGAGGUGAACAAUGCAACCGCACGAGUGAUGACAAACAAAAAAGUGGCCAACCCUUAUACAAACGGCUGGAAGCUGAACCCAGUGGUGGGAGCUGUCUAUGGUCCUGAACUGUAUGCCGUAACAGGGUUCCCCUACCCUGCCACAGGCGCUACGGUGGCCUACAGGGGUGCCCACUUGCGGGGAAGGGGACGAGCUGUUUACAACACGUUCCGCACGGCUCCACCACCUCCACCGAUCCCUGCUUAUGGAGCGGUGGUGUACCAAGAUGGCUUCUACGGAGCAGAGAUCUAUGGUGGCUAUGCAGCAUACAGAUUUGCCCAACCCACCACCACCGCUGCUUACAGUGACAGCUAUGGCAGAGUCUAUGCAACAGCAGACCCCUACCACCACACGAUUGGCCCUGCCGCCACAUACAGUGUGGGGACCAUGGGGAAUGUAACCCUGGAGGGUUGCGUUCAGGGACAACAUGGUGCAUAAGUACCGCCAAAGUAAAUACAAAACGAAGAGCUGUACUCAGUAUUGAUGGACAUCACAGAUGAAAACAACGAAGAGAGGAGAACUAGCUUUAAGAAAAUAACACAAGAAGAAGAUGAAAAGGAGUCCCUCUACUGAGGCUGGCGAGGGAAGACGGGAGGCGUACAAAGUGGCGCCACGGCAGUGGUGUCAAACCAGCCACAAACUUGACAGAUGGAGUGAGCCAGUUUCCACCAGGGACCACCUUUUUGCCGGGUAGAAAAAAAAAAAAAAGACAGAGAGAAGGAAGUGUCCCGUUAUUAUAAAACAUUUUAUUUUUCUAUACUUUUGUGAUUUACAAUGGUAAAAAAAAAAAGUGUGUAUAAAGCAGUAUAUAUGUACAAAUCUGUUUUUAUGUUUUUUGGUAAGGGAGAUGAACAGUUGGCCCUUGAUGCUGAUUCUGUGGUAUGCAGGAAGGAGGAGGGAGGAUGACCUCCCCAACCCCCGCCUCCUCUCUCUAUGGCACACUGCUCUGUCACAGAGGUCGUGUAAAAAAAAA
Molecule: messenger RNA, 2220 nt
Organism: Cyprinodon tularosa
Lineage: Eukaryota; Metazoa; Chordata; Actinopteri; Cyprinodontiformes; Cyprinodontidae
Gene: rbfox3a
Product: RNA binding fox-1 homolog 3a
Exons: 13
Coding region: 600-1685 (361 amino acids)
Biological process (GO): nervous system development; regulation of alternative mRNA splicing, via spliceosome
Cellular component (GO): nucleus; cytoplasm
Molecular function (GO): mRNA binding
Source: RefSeq, a predicted model, not a curated record